Molecule: messenger RNA, 567 nt
Organism: Trichomonas vaginalis G3
Lineage: Eukaryota; Parabasalia; Trichomonadida; Trichomonadidae
Product: protein of unknown function, DUF4106 family
Exons: 1
Coding region: 1-567 (188 amino acids)
Source: RefSeq, a predicted model, not a curated record
AUGACGCGAUUAGGAAUAACGGCAAAGUUGGAUUGCACAAAACAGGUUGUAAAUGUAAACCCUGUUAAUAACAUUUCAGUAAAUGUACGUUCUCCAUCACAAAUUCAAAGAGGUGAAAAUCCAAAAAAUGAAGUACAACAUGACCCGGUAUAUCCACCACCGGAAAACCCUUCGGGUUCAGUGGGAUUUCAUCCCGAAGCUUACAUAACUCCUACGGAGGAUAAUAUUAAGUAUCUGACAGUAAGAAAUGAAGAGUUAGUGGAUAGAUGCAAGGCGUUGGGAAUUAUUAUCGACAUGUUUAAACAUAACCCUAUAUACAUAAACUCAUUACUGUUAGUCGAUGACGAAAAACUUUCUGAAUUAAUUAAAUUAUUAACUCAUGCUGAUAGGGUAGAUAUUGACGCUGAAGAAUUAGGUGAAGGAUGUCUAUGCGGUGCUCAGGAAUACAGAAAGGUUAACGCCAUUUACGUUAUCAAAGAUGAUAGAACGUUUAACCUUAAAUAUGAUUUCCCAGAUGUUAUGAAGGAGUUAAAGGAAAUCGGAAUUAAUACAAAAAUAAUAUGGUGA